This is a messenger RNA of Ceratotherium simum simum (southern white rhinoceros), 1454 nucleotides long. It is a transcript of the gene PTGR3, whose product is annotated as prostaglandin reductase 3. Gene Ontology annotation, cellular component: mitochondrion. The record is from RefSeq and is a predicted model, not a curated record. Lineage: Eukaryota; Metazoa; Chordata; Mammalia; Perissodactyla; Rhinocerotidae. Gene Ontology annotation, molecular function: zinc ion binding; 15-oxoprostaglandin 13-reductase [NAD(P)+] activity.
CCGAGCUGAGCCGAGCCGAUCGGCCCGGGCUGGGCGCGACCCUAGCCAGCGGCGGCGCAGAAAGCGGGCAGAGGCGCGGGCCAUGCUGCGGCUGGCGCCCGCCGGGGCCCGAGCCAUCGUGGACAUGUCGUACGCCCGCCACUUCCUGGACUUCCAGGGCUCCGCCAUCCCCCGCGCUAUGCAGAAGCUGGUGGUGACCCGGCUGAGCCCCAACUUCCGCGAGGCGGUCACCCUGCACCGGGACUGCCCGGUGCCACUUCCCGGGGACAGAGACCUCCUCGUCCGGAACCGAUUUGUUGGUGUUAAUGCAUCUGAUAUCAACUAUUCAGCCGGCCGAUACGACCCUUCAGUAAAAACCCCCUUUGACGUAGGUUUCGAAGGUGUGGGAGAGGUGGUGGCCCUAGGCCUGUCUGCCAGUGCCAGGUACACUGUUGGCCAAGCUGUGGCUUACAUGGCGGCUGGCUCUUUCGCUGAGUACACAGUGGUGCCUGCCAGUGUUGCGACUUCAGUGCCCUCUGUGAAACCCGAGUAUCUCUCCCUGCUGUUAAGUGGUACCACCGCAUACAUCAGCCUGAAAGAGCUCGGAGGACUGUCUGAAGGGAAAAAAGUUUUGGUGACAGCAGCAGCUGGGGGGACGGGCCAGUUUGCAGUGCAACUUGCAAAGAAGGCCAAGUGCCAUGUGAUUGGAACCUGCUCUUCUGAUGAAAAGUCUGCUUUUCUGAAAUCUGUUGGCUGUGAUCGUCCCAUCAACUAUAACACCGAGCACGUGGGUGCUGUCCUGAAGCAGGAGUACCCCGAGGGUGUCGACCUGGUGUAUGAAUCCGUUGGGGGAGCCAUGUUUGACGUGGCUGUAGACGCCCUGGCCAUCAAAGGGCGCUUGAUAGUCAUUGGGUUUAUCUCUGGCUACCAAACUCCUACUGGCCUUUCCCCUGUGAAAGCAGGAGCAUUGCCAGCCAAGCUGCUGAAGAAAUCUGCCAGCGUCCAGGGCUUCUUCUUGAACCAUUACCUUCCUGAGUAUCGAGCAGCCAUGGACCACUUGCUUCAGAUGUGUGCAAGUGGGGACCUGGUGUGUGAGGUGGACCUUGGAGAUCUUUCUGCAGAGGGCAGGUUUACCGGCCUGGAGUCGGUAUUCCGGGCCGUCGAUUAUAUGUACAUGGGAAAAAACACUGGAAAAAUUGUAGUUGAAUUACCUCACUCUGUCAACAGUAAGCUGUAAAAACAGAACAAUGACAUAAAUCAAAGGAGAAAGAAAAUGGGUACUUUAUGCCUCAGAAUUACUCAAAUCAAUUUAUUUUUAGUUGGAAUGGAGAUAAUAUUUCUUAAAACAAGAGUAAGGUGUUAAGGAAUAGGUUUCUCUUUCUCUUCCUUUUUUUCUCUCUUUGCCCCUCACUUGAAAAAAAAAUGUGCUAAUAAAACUUCCCUCGAUGGCUCAGAGGUAAAACUUUUACAUUCAA